AUGGCGAAUUCUGUUGCACUCCUACACCUUGGAAUACCCAACAGCGUCGAGGUAGAGGUUGUUGAGUACCCAGCCGAGAAAUUCCCAGAGCUUGCCGCUUCCCUGCAUCAACCCCAUGAUGAUACUAUCAACGCGACAAUCACAUGCAUACGCGUGUGGUUUCAGGACCGGAGGGUCCAAACCCUGAAGAGUCUGUUGGAGGAGAAGGAUGAGCAGUUGCAGGAAGCAAGAUGGAAGGAGGAGAGCCACGCGGAAGUCUUGCAAGAUUGGACGGUGCAGAUGAAGGAGCUCGAGAAGGCAAACGAGGACUUGCAGGUACAAGCCGCGAUGGCGAGAAAAGCGUUGCAGGAACAGGCGGAGGAGGCGGAACGGUACCGGGAGUCUGUACAGGCCGGGCAAAGAAAUCUUGAGAUUGGACUAGACACAUCUCGCCGUAUUGUCGCGAACGUGGAAUUAGAGCGGUCAGUCCUGCUAAGAAAGGUUGAUGAACUAACGAGCCAAAACCAAGAGCUUGCCAGAGCCUUUUUGAGCCAAAGAGGACGCCGUCUUUCAAUGGAUGAAGAUGCUCAGUCGGAGGAGCCACCUGACAGGCCCGGCAGCGACCUCCCUUCGAGGCUCGAAAACGAAACCUUGAGGACUUCACUCAGCCAUGCUCAGAGAAUGAUUCAAAAUCUCAGGACCAAUAUACACCGGGAAAAGACAGAGAAGCUCGAGUUAAAACGCUGGCUGCAAGAUGCGCGCGACCAACUUGAGCCUGAGCGCUCGGCCGUUGAUAACGCAUGA
Molecule: messenger RNA, 783 nt
Organism: Podospora anserina S mat+
Lineage: Eukaryota; Fungi; Ascomycota; Sordariomycetes; Sordariales; Podosporaceae
Exons: 1
Coding region: 1-783 (260 amino acids)
Biological process (GO): dynein-driven meiotic oscillatory nuclear movement; microtubule cytoskeleton organization; establishment of mitochondrion localization
Cellular component (GO): mitochondrion; cell cortex
Molecular function (GO): tubulin binding
Source: RefSeq, a predicted model, not a curated record